This is a messenger RNA of Heterotrigona itama, 3369 nucleotides long. Lineage: Eukaryota; Metazoa; Arthropoda; Insecta; Hymenoptera; Apidae. The record is from the annotation of a GenBank genome assembly.
AUGGCACGACCUAUUGUACCUAGUCAACAAAAGUUAGCAGAAAAGCUAACUAUUUUAAAUGACAGAGGUAUUGGAAUGUUAACUCGCAUUUAUAACAUAAAAAAGGCAUGUGGUGAUGCAAAAUCAAAGCCUGGAUUUCUUUCGGAUAAAAGUUUAGAAUCUUCUAUCAAAAUGAUUGUUAGAAAAUUUCCUAAUAUUGAUGUUAAAGGUCUUCAAACUAUUACAAAUCUUCGUAAUGAGAUAAUUAAAUCUUUAUCUCUGUAUUAUUAUACGUUUGUUGAUCUACUCGAUUUUAAAGACAAUGUUUGUGAACUUUUAACUACAAUGGAUGCUUGCGGUGUUCAUAUGGACAUAACGAUAAAUUUUGACUUAACAAAAGGUUAUUUGGAUCUUGUUGUUACAUAUGUCAGUUUAAUGAUUCUUUUAUCGCAAGUAGAAGAUCGCAAAGCAGUUUUAGGAUUAUUUAAUGCAGCCCAUGAAAUGGUGCAUAGUCAAUCUGAUCCAAGCUUUCCUCGUUUGGGACAAAUGAUAAUGGAUUAUGAUGCCCCGUUAAAAAAGCUCUCAGAAGAAUUUGUUCCUCAUUCUAAAUUAUUAAAGACUGCUCUUACCUCAUUGUGGCCUAUUUAUCCUGAAAGAAAUUUGUCUGCAGAUACAUGGAGAGCAGAUCAAAAACUAAGCCUUGUUGGAAGUCCUGGACAAAUACUUAAGGCAGCAGCAACAGAUACUAUGUCCUGUGAAACUUUGAGUUUGGAUAGAAUAGAAAGAUGGGUUAUUUUAGGUUUCACAUUGUGUCACUCUUUUUUAAAUCAGGAACAGCCAAGUAAAUUAUGGACCACAGCAUUAGAAUCUGGCUGGGUACUUGCUUUGUUUAGAGAUGAAGUUAUUUACAUACAUCAGUAUAUACAAACAUUUUUUGAAAGUAUAAAAGGAUAUAGUAAAAGAGUAUCUGAAGUGAAAGAAUGUUAUAAUCAAGCAGUGCAAAAGGCUGGUUAUAGACACAGAGAAAGAAGAAAAUUUUUAAGGACAGCAUUGAAAGAAUUGGGUUUAAUUUUAACUGACCAACCUGGUCUCUUGGGACCAAAAGCACUCUUAGUUUUAAUGGGACUUUCUCAUGCAAGAGAUGAAGUUUUAUGGCUUUUGCGACAUGGUGUUAAUCCUCCCACACAAGGAAAAGGUAAAGGAAGGGGAGGUGAAGAUUUAGUGGAUCGCCAAUUGCCAGAAUUACUGUUUCACUGUGAAGAAUUGAGAGCAUUAGUGAAAAAAUAUUCUCAAGUACUUCAGAGAUAUUAUGUGCAGUUCUUAUCUGGAUUUGAUGCCCCUGCAUUAGAUCAAAUGAUACAAAAUCUUCCAGUUUGUCCAGAGGAUGAAGGAGCGAUUCUUAGUGAUAUGUGUUCAAAGAUAGCUGGUCUAACAGUGAAACAAGUGGAAGAUAAUGAAUUGUUUGAUUUUCGAGCAUUUCGAUUGGAUUGGUUUAGAUUGCAAGCAUAUAUGUCUAUUGCAAAAUGUAAUAUGAAUUUAGCUGAUAAUAGAGAAUUAGCAUCUUUUAUGGAUACUGUAGUUUUUCAUACCAAAAUGGUGGAUAAUUUGGAUGAGAUGUUAGUUGAAACAUCUGAUUUGUCUAUCUUUUGUUUCUACAGCAAAGUGUUUGAAGAUCAAUUUCACAUGUGUUUAGAAUUUCCUGCUCAAAAUAGAUACAUCGUUGCAUUUCCUUUAAUAUGUAGCCAUUUUCAAAGUUGUACACACGAAUUAUGUCCAGAGGAACGUCAUCAUAUUCGAGAAAGAAGCUUAUCAGUCGUUAAUAUGUUUUUGGAUGAAAUGGCCAAAGAAGCUAAAAAUAUUAUUACUACUAUUUGUGAUGAGCAAUGUAACAUGAGUGAUAAAUUAUUACCAAAGCAUUGUGCAUUAUUAAUCUCUCAAGUUGUGAAUCGAAAGAAAAAAGAUAAAAAUAAGAAGAACAUGUAUGAAAUUCAUAAACCUGGUAUAGAAAGUUACAGAAAAACUAGAGAAGAACUUACUACAAUGGAUAAACUUCAUAUGGCAUUAACAGAGUUAUGUUAUGCCAUUAAUUAUUGUCCUACUAUUAAUGUAUGGGAAUAUACAUUUGCACCAAGAGAAUAUUUGCAUCAACAUUUAGAAUCAAGAUUUGCCAGAGCACUUGUUGGUAUGGUCAUGUACAAUUCAGAUACCAGUGAAAUAGCUAAACCAUCAGAAUUAUUUGUUAGUGUUAGAUCUUACAUGAAUGUCCUUCAGACAGUUGAAAACUAUGUGCACAUAGAUAUUACACGUGUAUUUAAUAAUGCACUUCUUCAACAAACUCAAGAAUUAGAUAGCCAUGGUGAUAAAACUAUUGCUGCUUUAUAUACACAGUGGUAUUCAGAUGUUUUACUAAGGCGAGUUAGUGCCGGAAAUAUUUGUUAUUCUAGCAAUCAAAGAGCAUUUGUUAGUUUAUCUGUAGAGGGAGCAAUACCUUUUAACGCAGAGGAAUUUUCUGAUAUUAAUGAAUUGAGAGCAUUAGCUGAAUUAAUCGGACCAUAUGGUAUGAAGAUGUUGAAUGAAAAUUUAAUGUGGCACAUAGCAAGUCAAGUACAACAGCUAAAAAAAUUAGUUGCUGGUAACAAAGAUGUUCUUAUUGCAUUGCGAACGAAUUUUGAUAAACCAGAAGUAAUGAAAGAACAGUUCAAAAGAUUACAGCAGGUAGAUAAUGUGCUGCAACGAGUUACGAUUAUAGGUGUAAUAUUAAGUUUCAGACAAUUAGCACAAUCUGCAUUGGUUGAUGUCUUGGAAGAACGUAUACCGUUCCUUUUAAGUUCAAUUUUAGAUUUUCGACAUCAUUUACCAUCUGGUGAUCCUAUGCGUGUUGUUUCUGAAAUGACAUCAGCUGCGGGUUUAACUUGCAAAGUUGAUCCAACAUUAACAGCAGCAUUAAGAAGUCAAAAAUCUGAAGUAGAUGAAGAUGAACAUUUACUCGUAUGUUUGUUAAUGGUUUUCGUGGCCGUUUCUAUUCCUAAAUUAGCUCGAAAUGAAAAUUCUUUCUAUCGAGCAUCCCUAGAAGGUCAUUCUAAUAACAUACAUUGCAUGGCAACUGCAAUAAAUAAUAUUUUCGGUGCAUUAUUCACUAUCUGCGGACAAAAUGAUAUAGAAGAUCGAAUGAAAGAAUUCCUUGCAUUGGCAUCAUCCAGUUUACUCAGACUAGGUCAAGAAGCAGACAAAGAAGCGAUUAAAAAUAGAGAAUCCGUAUAUCUUUUGUUGGAUCAAAUAGUCCAAGAAUCACCGUUUCUAACGAUGGAUCUAUUAGAAAGCUGCUUCCCAUAUGCUCUAAUACGUAAUGCAUAUCACGAUGUAUACAAGCUCGAGCAUUCGCAGCCAUAA